Messenger RNA from Amphibalanus amphitrite, 1306 nucleotides. RefSeq names its product translocon-associated protein subunit delta-like. Gene Ontology annotation, cellular component: endoplasmic reticulum; membrane; endomembrane system. The record is from RefSeq and is a predicted model, not a curated record. The transcript has 6 exons. Lineage: Eukaryota; Metazoa; Arthropoda; Thecostraca; Balanomorpha; Balanidae. Bases 339 to 848 code for a protein of 169 amino acids.
GUCAGGACCAACGUACCACAGAAGCUGCUGACACGAUAUUCCUGCUGUUUUAUGUUAUGUGUUGAUACUGCUAGCGCUUGAAAACACAUAUCCAAUCAGUCGCCCAAGCUCUGUCAGCUCGCUUAUCAUUGGUGUAGUUUCUGCUCGUGUGUUAGCGUUUCAGGGUUAUUGAUGCUUGAGACAUUUCUGGCGCAGCUAAAUUAAACACGAUAUUGCACCCGGCACCACGCGAGGUGGAACGAAUCAAGCAAGUUGACUGUUGAAGUCAAGAACGACUUUUAUCCGUCCUCAUAACCCUUGACUGUUUUGUAACCUAAAACGGAUCAAACUUCUUCAAUAUGAACAUGGUCAACAUUUUGCUCAUUUUUGGACUCAUUGGAGCUUCACUUGCCAGUGAUGCGUGUCAGAACCCUCAGAUCAAGGCAGAAUCAUACACGUCACAGGAUGCCACUAUUGUCACCAACAUCGCCUAUAUCGCCACAUUCUCGCUCACGUGCGCCAACGGUGUCACGGGUGUGAGCCUGUACGCGGCCAUCGGCGACCGGCUGGUGCCAGUGGCGCGCUCCGCUGAUGGCGCCACCUACCAGGUCAGCUGGACCGAGGAGGUAGCCAAGGCGACCACCGGCGACCACGCCAUCGGUCUCUAUGACGAUGUCGGCUACGCGGCCGUACGCAAGGCUCAGCGUUCGGAUGAGCCCAUCAGCUCUGUGAAGCCCAUGGCGACCAUCAUUGUCAACCACCCGGGCGCCUACACCGGGCCUCUGGUCAACUCAGAGUUCAUGGCGGCACUGCUGGCCUCCGUGGUGUUCUACGUGGCCUUCUCCACGAGGUCGACGCUGCAGGCAUAAAGACCCUGAGGUCGGAGGACCCGUCCUGCGUGGCUGCCGGGCCGGCCGGGCUCCUGCGAGGUGAACUGAACACCCAAACGGUGUGAGGAUAGAUGAAAAGAGAUGCGUUCGGGGGAGAGAGGUGCGUUUGGAAACGAUCGUGUGCCCGAUUGGUUGUGGGGCGCGAGUGUUAUUUGAGAAUACUGGUGCCGUGAGACGUGAUUGUCGCCUUUGUUGCGUUCUUAUGUUGGUGAGAGACAGGUAUUUAUGUAAUAUCUGACGAAUUCUGCAAUAGAUUCAGUGGGGCUGAUGUUUCUGUUACUUUUUACAUCGUGUCUGUGUGAAGCGAUGUUUGAAUAAAAUGAACCACACGGUGAUUACAAACUGCUGUUCGCACGGGCCAUUCCGGAAAUUGCUGUUAGCAGUGUCUGUUCUGGGGGCGUCCGGCGAUCUUUUUCUAAAUAAACCUCUUCAAACUC